AUGAGUUCCAACAAGCCUUCUCGCAAAUUUUCGACGGGCGCCACCUCGCACCGCAAGAGGCAGAUGAGCCUCAUGGUCGAGAAGGAUGGUCACAUCAAUGCUCCUCUUCAGACUUUGUACCUCGGUAUCUCCGCCGUCUUUGCUGAUGAUCACACUGCCGUCAUUGCCCUUGCGAUUCACGAUACCGUCUAUCUCAAUGACUUCUCCAUCAAGCAUGUCUCUCUCGAUGAAGAGAUGCGCCAGGGACAAGAUCUCAUUGCUGAUCACAUCAUCAAUGAGGUCGAGACAUACGAGCAUGUUAACUUUGUCAAGUUUAUCGGAGCCGGUCUCCCUGUUACUCUCAAGUACAUGAGCCCUUCUCUGUGCUCACGUCUUUGGCUUGAUCUCGAUAUCGUACCGGUCGUCCUCCGACCUGAUCAUGAGGCCAAGGAGAAGAACUUCUGGGAUGUCAAGCGCGUCGACGAACAGGCUGAUUCCAUGGCCCGCAAGUGUAUUCUCAACUUCGGUCCUUCUCUCGUACCGCAUCUACAGGUCGGCCACCGAGGUAUCGUUCAGACAGAUGCAGGAUUCCGCGUUCAUCUCACAAACAUCCAAAACCACAAGGACACAUGCUCCCUCGCCACGUGGAAUGCCACGCAGUUCUACGCCAACAAGCUGCGUGAGAAGAAGACCAAACUCGCAUUCUUCAGCGCUACCCCUCAAGGCGGUGGUGUUGCCCUUAUGCGGCAUGCUCUCGUCCGCCUCAGUCGCCUCAUGGGAGUAGAUGUGACUUGGUAUGUUCCCAAGCCACGACCUGGCGUUUUCCGAAUCACCAAGAACCAGCACAACAUUCUCCAGGGUGUUAGUCACCCCGACCAGCGCAUCUCAGACGCAGAGAAGGGUGCCAUCUCCGACUGGAUUGAAGACAAUGCCAAGAGAUACUGGCUCUCUGAGGGCGGUCCCCUCAGGCCCCCAGAGGAGGGAGGUGCCGAUAUCAUUUUCAUCGAUGAUCCCCAGAUGCCUGGGCUUAUCCCUAUGAUCAAGAGACUCACUCCUGAUCGCCCGGUCCUCUACCGAUCUCACAUCCAGAUCCGAAGCGAUCUCGUUGCCAUUGACGGAUCUCCACAGAAUGAUAUCUGGAACUAUCUCUGGAGUAACAUCAAAGAGGCCGACAUGUUCAUCAGCCACCCAAUUCCCAAGUUUGUUCCUCAUACCGUUCCCAAGGAAAAGGUCGUUUAUCUGCCUGCUACCACCGACUGGAUCGAUGGUCUCAACAAGCACAUGAACAAGUGGGACACGGGUUACUAUGCCCAUAUCUACAACACCCAGUGCCGAAACCAGCGAAUGACCGAACUCGACUGGCCCAACCGCAAAUACAUUGCUCAAGUCGCACGAUUCGACCCUGCCAAGGGUAUUCCCACUGUCAUCGACUCAUACGCAGAGUUCCGCCGUCGAUGCGAUGAGGCCAACAUUACAGAGGUUCCCCAGCUCGUUGUUUGCGGCAACGGCUCAAUUGAUGAUCCAGAUGGCGCCAUUAUUUUCGAUCAGACAAUGACUCAAUUGGAAGACCACUACCCUCAUCUCCUCGACGACGUCAGCGUCAUGCGCCUUGACGCUAAUGAUCAGCUUCUCAACAUGGUCAUUGCCAACGCCCAUGUCAUUCUUCAGCUGUCAACUCGUGAGGGCUUCGAAAUCAAGGUGUCGGAAGCGCUACACGCAGGUGUUCCUGUGAUCGUUUCCAAUGAAGGCGGUAUUCCCCUCCAGGUCAAGGACAAUGUCAAUGGAUACCUCGUUACACCUGGUGACUACAAGACCGUCGCCAAACACCUCAUGGAUCUAUACACCGACCACGAUCUCCAUGCUAGAAUGUCUCGAGAAGCUAAGAAUGGUGUCAGCGACGAGGUCGGUACUGUCGGUAAUGCGCUGGGCUGGUUCUACCUGGCUGCCAAGUGGCAGGAGCUUGGAACCAACCCUGGCCUUCGAGGUGAUGAGAAGUGGGUGAAUGACAUGGCUCGUGAAGAAGCCGGUUACCCCUACUCUGAAGGUGAAAACCGUCUCCCUCGUCACUUCACUCAGCGCAAGGAGGGCGCGCAGAACGGAAAGGUACAGGAAGACGGCAACAAUGAGUAGAUGGGUUGUGUUUACGAUUACAAAAUCGAUAGAGCUGUUCCAUGACGGAGACAAUGUAUGUAUUACGUAUCUGGCCACAUUCGCGAACUGAUUCCACUCGUCUUGCUUCUGAGAAUUACU
This is a messenger RNA of Fusarium graminearum PH-1, 2229 nucleotides long. RefSeq lists its product as uncharacterized. The record is from RefSeq and is a predicted model, not a curated record. Lineage: Eukaryota; Fungi; Ascomycota; Sordariomycetes; Hypocreales; Nectriaceae. Gene Ontology annotation, molecular function: glycosyltransferase activity. The transcript has 7 exons. The coding region runs from base 1 to 2109 and encodes 702 amino acids.